GUUUUUUCUAAAUGACAAUUUUCAUUUUUUUAUUUUAUCUAAGAACUAGAUAAUAAUUUUUGUUUUUUAUGAAGUUAAGGAAUUUAAAUCUGACCUUGAGACCACUGAACAAGGUUGUAGAUUUAACGAAUUAAAACAAAAGAAAAGCAGUGAACUCAUUGGAUUUAAAAAUAUAUCAAAACUAAAUAAUGUAACUAGAGUAAUGGAUGAAUAUUUGAAGAAUUAUUUCAAUAAAUUUAUUAAAAUAAUUCAUUUUCUAAUUCAAAAUGAACAUUAUCAAAAAGAAAUUGACGUGUACACGAAAAAACUAUGUAAAAAGGUGACUAGUAGUCCUAGUAAUGAGCAAUCACCGUUCAAUGAAGUGAAAUUCACUCAACAAGAGAAUAAUAAUGUAUUCCCCUAUUGCUUCGGCAUUUUAACUGAAAAAAUUCAAAACAAUUCAACCAGUUUACGACCAAAACGUGAUGUUGUCAGAUAUGUGUUAGAUGAAUCACAGACAAUGAAUAGUGGGAUUACAAGUAGGCUGCCAGGUAGGCAUAAACUGAAGAAAACUGAUCAUCAAGCGCAUAAUGAAAGAAAAAAGAAUGGAGGCUUACAGACGAUACAACAGAAGAAUGCAACAACGGCGCUUGAAGAAGCAUCCACUGCCCUGGAUGCUAACUCGAACAAGAAACACGAGGCUAGUACAAGUAAAGCCGGUUUAUUUUCUGCUAUUGCAGCAAGUACACCUAAAAGUGAAAAGAAAUCGGUUAAAGAGAAAGAUACUGGUAAAGGUGUAGCCUCUAUGAAGAAGCCAACAGAAGCUGAAGACGACCACCAUGAGGAGGAUAGUGCACAUGUUGGAAAGGAGAAAAACCUCUUGAAACGAUUUAAAAAACAAAAAUCUAAACAACCAAAGCAAUCACCAACAGACAAUACUGAGAUAACAACAGGUGACCAAGAUGAUAUUCACAAAAAAGUUCUAGGCAAAAGUCGGCUAUUCAAAUCGGAUGAAGAAGAUAAGAAUGGUAAACAUAAAAAUAAAAAACACACUGCAGAUCAUGAUGAUAAUGAUGAUGAUGAUGAUGAUGGUGGCGAUAAUGUCAGUGAUGAUGAGAUUCCAUCAGAGCAUGAUAACAAACGAAAAACUGAGCGGUCAUCUAAGAUACAACGUGAAGUUGACAACAAAAAUGGGAAGGAAGAUUUAAAAAUGCGAAGUCAUCUUCUCAAGUCGAGUCAUGAUGAAAAAGACAAAAAGAAGAGGAGUAAGCCGGAUAAAGACGCUGAUGUUGACGAGGAUACUAGGCGAGUGGAUAAGGCUAAAAGUCAUAAAGAGAAAAAAGAAGCAGAAGAAGAAGCGGUGAAGGGUGAUGUUGAUGACCAGCGUAAACACACUGUUAAACUCUCUAAAAAGAGACAAAAACGUCAAGAUGAUGAAGGCGAUGAGGAUGCUGAGGAUAAGGAACACACUAAGAAACAUCACGACACGGCUUACGAUAAGAGAAAAAGGCGGAGACAGAAAUUCACGUCAUCAUACGUUGACAGCGACGAAGAUGAUAUCCAUGAUGAGGAGCAUAGCAUGAAAAGAAAAAUGACUAAGGCUAAAACUCGUGGGAAGCACAAGGUUUCGCCAAGAUCAAGAUAUGACUCCUCUGAUGAUAAUGAUGACGAUGACGAUGUUGACCAGCGUGAUGAUUUUGAUGAUGACGAAGAAAGGAAACACAAAACUCAUCGGAAACCAGAUCGAAAAAUAAAAGACAAGUUCAAGUCUAGAGAAAAACAUGAAUUUAGCCACAAAAGAGAGGAUAAAAAGCACACCAAAAAGAGGCACACCGAAAAAGGCUACAAAAGCUCAAGUGACGAGUCUUCAAGUGAAGAUUCUUUUAGUUAUUCAAAACACGAGAAACAGUGCAAGUGUGGUUGUACAGCAUCACAUGACACCACUUCACUAAGAAUUCAUUGUCAUCCAGACUUCUAUCGUGAUUACCGGCCAAGUCAUCGCCGUCAACAUGAAUACCUUUGUCAUGUGAAAGAAUCACCUCCAGCCUACCUACAUCAGUGUAAAGAUACUGAAGAAGAUGAUGAUAUCUUGGGAACAUUAGAACAGAUAUGUUCAGAUAGACGUAGACAUUAUAAAGAACGCUGUUGUACCGAUUCAUCAAGACGAAAACGCUGGAAUAGACACAAUAAGUCGGUUGACCUUAAACGCUACUUAUCUCCACAAACUGUGAAACUUUUAAAAGCUGUUGAAAAACCAUCUACACUUGAUGGUUUAUCAAUGACUCGUCUUGAAAAAAAAUUGAAACAAAGAUUACCAAUGCGAUCAAAAGCCGAUUUAACGCUAAUUGACAGGGAUGACUGUUAUAGGUGUAAUACUAACAGAGAAUUAUCUGAUAACAUCCCGCAUAAUAACCAGGUAAAUUCAGAUUGUCUAAGACCUCAACAAUUACAGCCGAAUACAUAUCAAAAUCCAACCAAUAUGCCAGCAUGGUGUCCUCCAGUUCUACCAGUCCUAUCUCCACCACGUGUUUUAGUCAAACAAAUUCCAGUGCCUGUUGUCCUGCCACAAUGCACUACUAUUCCAACAAAUCAGUCAACAGUCUAUCCAUAUCCAAUGCCACCAACAAAUCCGAAUUAUUUUAACCCGUCUGUUGCUCAACAAAUGCCACAUUAUGCUGUACCACCGUAUUGUCAGUAUCCAUGA
This is a messenger RNA of Trichobilharzia regenti, 2683 nucleotides long. The record is from the annotation of a GenBank genome assembly. NCBI's taxonomy places the organism in Eukaryota, Metazoa, Platyhelminthes, Trematoda, Strigeidida, Schistosomatidae.